GAGAAACGCGUACAAGCUGUUCUCUUGCGUGAACUGGAUGCCCUGAAGUCGGCGAUGGAAAUGACUGUUAUGGGAAACUCGCUGGUUCGACUCUUCGAGCGAAUGAUAUUCGACGAGGAAUCGGCUGUGCAAACGGUGCAUCGCCUAUUCAUUGUCGUCUGCCGAUCGUUUGAUGACCAGUCGUUUGAGCAAGUUCUGAAACCCUUGGUCGAGCUGCUGAGUUGUGAGUCAUCUGUUAAGUUGCUCGACCGUCGAUUCCUUUUACCGGCAUCGAUAGCAUACGGCACCUCGAGGUUUCUUAGAGAGUUUCUUCCAACGGUGAUUGAGGCAGUCGCAUCAGUUCAGGUGGACAGGAGCAUCGUUGCUAAAGAAAGUGUUGUUUGGUUAUCAAAAAGAUAUGGUCCCGUAAUUAGUGCACGAUUUAUCACAGCAAAUCUUCUAAGAGUACUUGGUUCAUGCUAUUCCGGUAUGACACUGAUGGGCUCUAGUCAGGAACCACAGUCGGUAUUUACUUUGCCGUUGCUUGGCGACGAAUGUGGGGCUCGGGUGGAGGCCUGCCUGGCUGAGAUUGCUGCCACGUACAGCGUCACGUUCAUUACGGUGCAAUAUCUGCCAUUCUGUGUCGAUCUAGUGGAACAAGCGACCAGACGACUUACACAGCCGAUUGAAGCCGGGCUAUUGGCAGCAUUCCGGAUUGUCCGUCUUAGCGCCAAAUCGAUGUCUGAUCAUCAGCUUAUGAAUUACCUAGAGGACUACAUCGUCAAUAAGGUCAUUGUCAAAGUUCUUCAACUCGUCCUGAACGCGAACAGUUCGUUCUCUGAUGAUCGCUCACGAAUUAUCGUUGGUGCAGGGGUCAGUAGUGUCCCUGCUGUACAAUAUUUCGAUGAGGAUCGGUUUGGAGAAUACUAGGCUGUAUGCCAGAAAACCAUUCGAGCUGAUGUUUGAAGCGUUUGGGAAACUGUACGAGACGUUGGACUCUGUGAUUCAGAUGUUGUUGAACGAAUACAUUGGGGAAGUACUGGACUUUCAGGCUGUUGCAUCGAUACCGCUUUGGUUCGUGUCGUCGGUGAUAGAUCGGUUUGCCAGUUCAUGGGGAGUCCCUCUUCUGUCGUCGUUCUGUUCAGAUCCAGCUUUUCUGGUGCCGUUCGUUAGUUCGUUAUGUGAGUCCACAUCGCUUAGUGCACUUUGGUGUGCACGAAUAUCGGCAGCUGUCUGUGCUGCAGAAGGAAAGUCAUCACUACGUUUCGACCACCUAACCCUGUGUACCUUCAAUGGUCAUUCAUCAUCUGUUCGUCGAAUCGUCAGCCUUUCAAAUGAGAACUCAUUCAUUUCUGCGUCUGCCGAUAAAACUGUCAGACUGUGGUCGAUUAAACCCGAGUAUGACAGCGUGGAAGCUCAAUGGACCUACAACAGACAUCAACGUCCAAUUCUUGAUGUUACUCUGUUGGCGAACAAUCUUAUCGCAUCCACUGAUGGAAACCUUCAUGUAUGGGAUCCUUUCCGCGGAGCAAUUAUAACACAGCUGGAUUGGGACGGAGAUGCGACGAUUUGUGGUCUAUCACAUGUUGAUAGACAUUCAAUGGCUGCCAUAUCAAGCCUUCAUUCGACAGUUCGCCUUAUCGACACUCGAACUGGUGGAUGGACCAGCGAGCUGAAGGUCUCGAAUUUACCUGGUUUGACGAGGGCAUUUUCAGUAUGCGAAUCUGGUCGAAAAAUGGUAGUGUCAUUAUCGAAUGGUACAAUUGUCUUGCUUGAUGCACGUACAGGUCGAUUGGCCUCACUUUCCCAUGGGAACAGCACCCAUACGACAGCGAUUCGAUGGCUUUCAAAUUCGGAAUUUCUUGUUUGUGAUGCUGACGAGGUGGGUAACAUAUUUGCCGUGAACCCUCGAAUCUCCUCAGCUCGCAAACUGCCCGACGUGGUAACAAGUGCCUCUGUAAGCGACGACAAGCUGGCUACACUUCAGGGAAGCAACGUCAUCAGGUUG
This is a messenger RNA of Haemonchus placei, 1987 nucleotides long. Lineage: Eukaryota; Metazoa; Nematoda; Chromadorea; Rhabditida; Trichostrongylidae. The record is from the annotation of a GenBank genome assembly.